AAAACACAACGUCUUGGAAGAUCCCCGAAGGACGGGGUCAGUAGCCUGAGGUUACACAAUAUGGAACAUUAUCUGGUCGUAGACACUAUGUGCCCUGGGUCCUAUGGUAUGAUCCUGUUUGUGAAAGACAAGGAUUCUGGGUUGGAACACACACUGAAAAAGGUGGAGUGUUUGGAUGAAAGCAGAGCCAAUCAAGCCCUGCGGGAGGCUUUGUGUCUGAUAAAUGUGAAUCACCCCAACAUCGUCAGAUACAGAGAGCUAUUCAUAUCUUGGGACAAAAGUAUGUCAUCUGUCAUGCUUUCAAUGGUGAUGGACUGUCCCUGCAUUUCAAGCCUCAAAGCAGUCAUUGCUUCCCACAGGGAGCAAAAGGAGAGGUUCAAGAACAAGGUCAUACACAUGUUCUUGGGGCAAAUGGUGGAUGCACUGGCCUACCUAGACAACAGAAACAUUUUACACAGAAAUCUGAAGCCGUCCAACAUUCUGAUGACAGAUGGCUUAGUCUUUCGCAUCUGUGAUUUUGGAACGGCAACGGUCACAGGAGAUCGAGCAAAGCUGCAAAUAAGAAUUAAAGACAGCGCAAAGUGCUGGAUGGCUCCUGAGAGUGUGAGGCUGCUGCAGUGGAGUAACAAGUCUGAUAUUUGGUCCCUCGGCUGUGUCCUCCUGGAUGUGUUGACGUGUCACAUGUUUGAUGAGGAAGCCUCUCUGUCCCAGCUGUUUCUAAUCAAGAAAGACCUCAUUCCCCUGGACCGUGUCAUGUCCAAGGACCUUCACAAGCUGCUCACCAUGAUGUUCAGCCACAGUCCAAAAAAGAGAGCCAGUGUCUGGAUGCUGGUGAAUGAAGCUUUUGUGAAGGACUGUCUGAUUCUCUGUGGCUCUUCACUGCAUACGAUGAAGAAGACUCUUCCUCGGGGGGUCACUGGACCACCAUUCCAUGAAGGGUUUGAUAGUGUCUUGGAGUUCAUGAUGACCUAUACAGAUAUAGAAGAUGUCCAGCUUUCUGUUUUAUCAUAUCUACUGAAGAAGGAUAAAAAUGCCUUGGAGAGGGUCAGUGACGUGGUGGAGGCUGUGACGUCAGCUAUGAUGAGCCAUACUGGAUCAGCUUGUGUUCAGCUGAAGUCAUGCCAGGUCCUUCAACAACUUCUAACUGCAGGAGAACAUACUAGCAUUGAGAACUCCAGCUUAUAUGGCGAAGAUGUCAUCUCCCAUCUUCUCAAGGCUGUACAGAAUCAUUCCAAGCAUGUAGAUCUCCUGGUUAAUGCGUUUCAAGUACUCUUCCUCGUCUCAAAGAAUGGGAAGGCCUGUGAUUCGAUUGUGAAACUAGGCUGUGCACAGGAAGUACUGAAAACACUGAGAGCCAACCCACAGAAGAAGGAUAUUGUCAUCCCCUCCUGCAGAUUCCUGUGGAAUUUACUUGCGAAUGGUAUUCCCUACACGGCUAGUGUAGAAUCAAUGACUAGUGCAGCUGAGACAGUGUGCAGUGUGGGAGAGAUGCACCUGCAGGAUGCAGUUGUGACAGAGUGCUUGUGUGCUGCGCUACAGUCCCUGACCAUGCACGGUCUAUUUGAGGAGAAGGAUGUUGAAAACGCCACACUCCUCUUGAUAAAUGCGCUCAGAAUCCACCCUAACCAUUCUGGGAUAGUGAAACAUGUGUUUAUUGUCAUGGUCACCCUGGUCAAAUGCUCAGAGAAGGCUGCUCUCCGACUUCUCACUCCAAAUGGGGAGAGUGGUGUUUCUUUGAUCCUGACAGCACGAGGGCACCAUCCGGAUGACCGACUGGUCACAGAGAACUUCUGCCACCUUCUGAAUCAGCUGGUCCAACAAGAUGCUGUGGCUCCUGAGCUCCUUGCUGAAAGUGUCCAGGAGGAACUGGAGCAUAUAGUGAAACAAUUUGAGUCCACUACGGACAUCGCCCUGUUGGCACAGGAGACCCUGUCAAAUGUGAUGAGCCUUAACAACCCAGAGCCCGCAGUGAAAAAUAACACGUCCUUUCAGAAUCCAUUCAGAACUCAUGUGUCGACAUAGCGCUGCUGGAAUAGCACAACAUACGCCUGCCCAGCGAAAGACCUUAUGUGAGAGACUAGCAAUUAUCGGCUGAGAUAUUAAAGCUAUUUUUACAUUCCUACUGAAAUUUUGUAUUCGGUGUUACUGUCACAUCACAGCUGUUUUGACUGUUUAUACAUUUCAAAGAGUCUGAAAAAGAACCUUUUGUAACAACCGUGU
Messenger RNA from Pygocentrus nattereri (red-bellied piranha), 2220 nucleotides. Its product is annotated as serine/threonine kinase-like domain-containing protein STKLD1. Gene Ontology annotation, molecular function: protein serine/threonine kinase activity; ATP binding. Lineage: Eukaryota; Metazoa; Chordata; Actinopteri; Characiformes; Serrasalmidae. Gene Ontology annotation, biological process: protein phosphorylation. The transcript has 19 exons. Bases 61 to 2022 code for a protein of 653 amino acids. The record is from RefSeq and is a predicted model, not a curated record.